GCCGUGGUCUUCGCAUGUCCAUCGGCUUCUUUUGGUAACGCGUCAAAAUGGGUAUCGACAUCAACCACAAGCAUGAUCGCAAAGUGCGGCGCACCGAGCCCAAGUCCCAGGACGUCUACUUACGGCUUCUGGUCAAGCUGUACAGAUACUUGGCAAGGAGAACUAACUCCAAGUUCAACAGAAUCAUCCUCAAGAGGCUUUUCAUGAGUAAAAUCCACCGUCCACCAAUUUCCCUGGCCCGGGUUGUUAGGUUCAUGAAGAAGCCCAAACGUGAAAACUGCACUGCUGUUGUUGUUGGCACAAUUACCGACGAUGCCAGGAUCUUUGAGGUCCCAAAACUGACUGUAUGCGCUCUCCGCGUGACUGAAAAAGCACGAGGCCGUAUCUUGAAAGCUGGGGGUGAAAUCAUCACAUUUGACCAGCUAGCUCUGCGGUCGCCAACCGGUCGCAAGACUGUUCUCAUGCAAGGACGUCGUAACGCUCGCGAAGCCGUCAGGCACUUUGGACUUGCUCCUGGUGUGCCACACUCACACACGAAACCGCUCGUACGUUCGAAGGGACGAAAAUUCGAGAGAGCGCGAGGUCGCAGAAGUAGCUGUGGUUACAAAAAGUAAAUCUGUUUAUAUAAUUGAAAUAAAAUCGGUAUUCGCAUAAGUUACGUUGUAUUGUUUUUGAUACAUUAUUUUUUUUUAAUUUAAAACCAACUUUAAAGUAGAAAAAAAAAUAAAUAGAGAAAUACUUGAA
Copidosoma floridanum is the source of this 744-nucleotide messenger RNA. RefSeq names its product ribosomal protein L18 (gene RpL18). Gene Ontology annotation, cellular component: ribosome; cytosolic large ribosomal subunit. Gene Ontology annotation, biological process: translation. Gene Ontology annotation, molecular function: structural constituent of ribosome; RNA binding. The record is from RefSeq and is a predicted model, not a curated record. NCBI's taxonomy places the organism in Eukaryota, Metazoa, Arthropoda, Insecta, Hymenoptera, Encyrtidae.